This is a messenger RNA of Nerophis ophidion (straightnose pipefish), 3101 nucleotides long. RefSeq names its product SERTA domain-containing protein 4-like. The transcript has 8 exons. Lineage: Eukaryota; Metazoa; Chordata; Actinopteri; Syngnathiformes; Syngnathidae. Gene Ontology annotation, cellular component: nucleus. The record is from RefSeq and is a predicted model, not a curated record. Bases 357 to 1697 code for a protein of 446 amino acids.
AGCAGUACUUGACUGGAGGGAUGUGUUGUUUUGCCUUUCUUCUGCCCAAAUUCACGCCGCCGCCGCUCACACUCCUCCUUCCGCCGGGAGAGGACAGAAACUCCUUGUUUUCACCGGGAAAAGACAGAAAGAAGGACCGGUGACAUGUUUACGUCUUCGGCGAGGACAAGGGUGUCGUAGUUCCCGCGUGUGAAGAUGAGUGUAGCCACUACUGACUCCUUCACCACUCAACCUAUUUUAUUCUUAUUUUAUUAACUUAAUUUUUUUGGAAUUCUUGCACUUUUUGGAUUCGGAGCGACGUCCCCGAGGAAAGCAAACACGAGGUCCACCGGCGAAAACUUUCAUUGAGUAAAGAGAUGACCCUCGUCUUGUCCAUGAAUCCUUUCCUGGAGCCAGAGAGAGAACCUCAUCUUUCCACUUUCCAGCCGGGAUGGAAAAGCCAGCGCUGCAGUAAGACCUGCUUGGCGAGGAGCACCCCGUCCAAUCACACCCAGGAGAAAUCAAAACAAGAACCUCCCCUUGGCCGACUUGCUGAGCAGGUGUCAAUGUCAACUCUCUCCUUCUUCAAGAGGAAGUUUGUGGACCACGAUGAGGCUUCCUUCAGUUUCAGGACAUACUGCCAAACUGUGGCACCAGUUCUGGAGGAGCGGGCACACGUGCUGCGUCUCUCCCUGGAGAAGAUGCGUUUCAUCGACGACCCCGAGGCGUUUCUGCGGCGCUCGGUCCUGGUCAACAACCUCCUCCGCCGUCUGAGGACAGAGAUCCUCCUGCAGAGCACCGACUGGUGCUUCCCUGCCAACCCGCUUCUGACCACCAUCUUGCCGCCCGGCUCCAGUCCCACACACCAGACGCUCAGCAGGACCGGACCCGCACCGAUCUGCUUGCCGCCCCAAGCCGGACCACCCUUUCGCAAGCGGCUCCGCAUGGUGCGGGCGGGACCGGGGGAGGACUGUGCGCAGACAUGUUGUUGCCUCUACACCGCGGGUCACUACCUUCCCCUCCCGCUGUCCGUGUAUCAGGCAGAACUGCCCUCGCCGCACUCGUCCUCCGUCUUGCAGGCGCCCGGUCAGCGCAAGUUCGGACGGAACGCCGUAGAAGGCCACGAUGGCGAGGGAGAGGAGAUGGACCACCAGGAAGUUAGUGAAAGAAGACAAUCUGAUCAGGUCCAAGGCAAGUCCAAACAGAAAAGUCGGACUCGGAGCCUGCUGGGCCGUGCCAGGAACCAGGCGGACUGUGCCAGGACCCAGGCGGACCGCUGCUUGUCAGGUAGCACGGGAGAAGAGGAGGAGGUGGAGGAGGAAGAGGAAGAGGAGGAGGAGGAGGAGGAGGAAGGUGAACUCCGGGAAGACGAAGAGGUGACACAUUGUGAAUGGAACCCAGAAGAUCUUCUCAGGGUCCACUACUGGUACCAGCGGGGCCACAGACAGAAGCAGAGCGGUACACGGAGUCACAGAGAAGGACUUUCUGAGUUGUACUUCAUGCUGAGAGAAAGAUCUGUGAAAAGCAGUCCUCUCUCGGGUCAGGACUCACCAGUUCCUCACAAGGGUGUGCAGUCAAAGACUCCCAGUCGUGGUCGAGCCCUUGGACUCUGCAGCAGACAUCCGGCACAUGUGUUCAACCCCUCAUCUCCUGAGUGGAUGUCUGAUAUCACCCACCUGAGACAUCUCUGCCUCUCAUGCAACACCUGUGACACCUGACACAGCCACACCUGACCACCCUGCUGCUGCUGCCGCCUUGGACGCCCUGCCUGCAGUCUGCCUCGGUACGUCUGAGAGAGGGAGAGUGAUGAUGGUGUGUCACUGGAACCAGCAAGUCUCUCUCCUCGGUCUUCAGCGUCCACUCUGGCUGUCUGCAGCACCUUCUUGGACACAAGUGGAAAAUAAUUGCAAGCCUGCGACACACUCCAGCAGGACUAUUGAGGCCAAGGACUUCAUCCAGCCAGCUAAGUCCUGAAGAUUGUGUCUGAUGUUUGAUGACAAAAAUACAUUUGUAUUACAAAUGUUUGCAUGCAUGUCUGCUUAUUAUGACCACAAAAUGUUUAUAUUUAUGUCUGAAUACCGUAUUUCCUUAAAAUUGCCGCCAGGUAUAUAGUAUGGUCCUGCCUAGAAUUACUGCCAGGUCAAACUCGUUCCGCAAAAUAAAUAACGCAUGUUUAGGAUCACCGCCAAUUGAGGAUUAACGCCGGGUCAAACUCGUUUCGCAAAAUAUUAUUUUUAUUAGCGCAUGUUUAGAAUUUCCGCCGGGUCAAAACUCGUUUCGCAAAAUAAUUAGCAUAUGCCUAGAAUUUCCGCUGGUCAUACUCCUCACGUCAUCAUUUUCAAAAUGGAGGAAGAUGAUUUCAAUCAUUUGAAAUCGCAUAAAGGGAAGAAGAUUAAGAACUAUUCAGUAGGAUUUAGCUAUUGAAUAUGCUAAAAAGAGCAGUAAGCAGUUAUGUUUUAUUAAUAUACCAUAGCUGCGUGUGUCAAAUAUGAGUCAUUAAAUGACUCCCGCCUCCUGGUGGUAGAGGGCGCUAGUGAUCCUUCUUGCGACUACUCUGCUGCAGAAGAAGUGACAACAAGCAGCAAGAGUGAGCUGCGAUCUUUAAUUUUUUCUUCUCGCUUGCACUUUUAACAUGGAGGAUUACAUAACCGAAAUAAAACCGUUUUCUAAACUGGACUUUCAAUCGAAGCAGGAGGUAAUAAAGGAAGCUUUUCAUCGAGACAGAGAGACUUUUAAAACUGAAGAAAGAUAAGGAAGACUUCUAGAAACAAGUUAUCAAUGCUUUUGAUCAGAAGUAAAGGUAAGACCAUAAUAAAGUUUUUUUGAUUAAAUGUGCUUUUCAUGAUGGUAUCCUUACAUCACACUCAAAUUUAUAAGCGCAGGCUUAAAUUUACCGUAUGCCUUUGGUAAGUGCCGGAGUGAUAAGAGGUUUUAAAAUAAUUAGCGCAUGCUUGCCUUUACCACAUGCCUAGACGAUGUUUUAAAUUAAUUGGCGCCCCGGCGGCAAUUCAAGGAAAUACGGUAUGAUAGUAGAAAGUACCCCAAAUUUCCUGUUCAUUUCCAUUAAUUCCUAUGAACGUUGUCCAACUUUGAAUAAACAAAAAAUGGUCAAUAUUUCCAAA